Durio zibethinus is the source of this 2429-nucleotide messenger RNA. Lineage: Eukaryota; Viridiplantae; Streptophyta; Magnoliopsida; Malvales; Malvaceae. The record is from RefSeq and is a predicted model, not a curated record.
CUAAUAAAUAUGCCAACUAACAUUUAUUUUGUCACAUGUCUAUUUUUCAUUUACGGGUAUAUUUAUUUAUAGUAUAAACAAUGCUACUUAUUAAGAUAGAUAAGUUACUAAUAUAUACUUAUGUAUUUCCCAUAAAUUUCUACCUAUCCAAAAUUCUUACCCUUUUUAGCAUUAAUUGUUGAUUUACAUCCCUCUGUGUGAUCCCACACUAAAUGUAUCGAACAGCCUAAAAAGCAAUGUGUUCUACUUUUAGCAAUGGUACAAUUUUUUGGAAAGUACAUGAUAAACCGUUUUUUCAGGUCCAAGGUUGUCCUAAGGACCUCAAUUUUCUCAGAAACACUCUCUCAUUUAUAGCCAAAAGGAAAUUCACCACCCAAAUAUUGAAUCCUUAAACUGAGCAUAACCUUCAUUUGCAUCUCUCUCCUCUCCUUCCUCGUACACAGACAAGAGAGAGAGAGAGGUCAUGAUCUUGGUCUGCUAAAUGUCACCCGGGUCAUGAUCUUCCAUCUCACCAUUCUUUAAGCACAUUUAGUGUGAUCUUCAGAUAAGGCUAAGGCUAAGCUUUUGGCUUUUGUUUCUUUGUAUUUUUAACAUUUUAAGAGAUGGCAAAACGAUCAUUUAAGCAGUUUGUGGAACAAGAACUUGGAAUAGUCCCAAAGUUUUUUAUUUAUGCAGUGCUUGAAUGGAUGAUUAUAUUUGUUCUGUUCAUUGACGGGUUUCUUGCCUUUUUUGCAAACGAAUUUGCCAAGUUCUUUGAGUUGCCUAUCCCUUGCUUGCUUUGCACGAGGAUUGAUCAUGUCCUUGCCCGUAGAAAUGCUGAUUUCUAUUACAAUGAUUCCAUAUGUAACCAUCAUAAGAAGAAUGUUUCAUCUCUUGCAUUCUGUCAUUCUCACAAGAAGCUUUCUGACAUAAGAAACAUGUGUGAAAGCUGUCUUCUCUCCUUUGCAACCGAGAAAGAAUCUGAUUGUGAUACUUACAAGUCACUUCUGGGGAUCUUACACAAGGAUAUUGAACUGUUUGUUGAUGAAGAUCAUGAAGUUCAUCUGUCAUUGCCUGCUGGUAAAAAGGAUGAAGAAGUAGUUAUUGAGAAGAGCAAUGAUCAUCUGUGUUCAUGUUGUGGCCGGUCAUUGAAGGUGAAAUCCUCCUAUUCAAAAGGGAAGAAUUCUUCCCUGUCAUUCCUUGCUCCUGCUCCAUCUCCCAGGGCUCCAUCCAGUCGAAAUUUGGAUUUGUCACACAUCAAAUAUACGGAGCUCAAGCACAACUCGUAUGAAUCAGAGGCUUACGAGCAUAAUGAUCGCUCAAGAGGUAUAAUCCUUGAAAAAGUCAUGGAAGAUGCCAAGGCCGCUACAGCAGCACCAUUGCUGAUGGAUGCUGAUGAUGAAGAUAAAAGCCCUAACUUUAUCAGGGGAAACAAGUUUUUUGGAAUCUCACUGUCAGAUUCAGCAACAAACAGUCCUAGGUGGACAAGAAUAUCAAGGAAAUCACCGCUUGAGAAAACAGAAUUUGCUUCAGAAUCUGGAGAGGGGCAAGUGUCAAAUGAGGUAGAAGGUGAUAUUUUGCAUCAUUUGAAGAGACAAGUUCGUAUGGAUCGCAAGUCACUGAUGGCUUUAUACAUGGAACUGGAUGAAGAAAGAAGUGCAUCUGCUGUUGCAGCUAACAAUGCAAUGGCCAUGAUCACCAGGUUGCAAGCUGAGAAGGCAGCUGUUCAGAUGGAGGCCUUACAAUACCAGAGAAUGAUGGAGGAGCAGGCAGAAUAUGACCAAGAAGCCCUACAAGAGAUGAAUAAUUUGCUGGCCAAGAGAGAGGAAGAACUUAAGGAUUUAGAGGCUGAACUUGAGGCUUAUAGACAAAAUUAUGGAUGCUUAAAGGAAGUUGAUUUUGAAGUUCAAGGAGAUGAGAGUGACGAGGGCUAUCAAAUCUUGAAACCACCAUCUUACUCAUCCACCAAUGGGAGAGCUGAUUGUACCAGCCCUACUCAUAGCCUUAAUGAAGGGUCCAAUACUGGUGAAGAAGCACAGAAUCAUAAUCAGGCUAAUUCAAUGCAAGAUGAGGUCGGAGGGGAAGCCAUUGACAAACCAAAGAAAGUCUCUCAAAGAGCCCGUCAAUUAGGCAGGUUGAAAAAUCUAGAGAAGAAACCGCAGAUUUUAUCAGAUGGUGGGGGUGUUUCCUCAAAGUCUAGUACUGAAAAUGAUGACUUCAUGGAAGAAGAGACAGGAAAUGGAAGUAAAGCAGUCCUAAAGAGUGAAUUGUCCCAUAUUCACGAGAAGAUUGAGGCCCUUGCAGCUGAUGAUGGACUCCUGAAACAUGUUUCUGAUCUUACCGAUGAAGUAAGCAGCAAUGGAGAACAACUAUUAACAGAAAUUUCUCAGAAUAUACAAAAGCUUCAACACAUUGUAACAAUGCCUGAUUCUGAAAGCAGAGAUGCAUAA